This is a messenger RNA of Neoarthrinium moseri, 1617 nucleotides long. RefSeq lists its product as uncharacterized. The coding region runs from base 1 to 1617 and encodes 538 amino acids. The record is from RefSeq and is a predicted model, not a curated record. NCBI's taxonomy places the organism in Eukaryota, Fungi, Ascomycota, Sordariomycetes, Amphisphaeriales, Apiosporaceae. The transcript has 5 exons.
AUGGGCCUCUUCUCCAAGAAGCCAAAGCCACCCAAGUCGGCCGGCAAAGCGCUGCCCGGCGACACUCACUCCACCACCAGCUUCUCCGAUCAUGAGGCUCUCAAGUCGCCCAUCAGCGCUACGGCGCGCAACAUCAACCGCGCCUCCGGAGGCACGGCCACCAGCAGCGUCCCGUCCACCCCGCUGACCCCCUUCUCGCCCAUGGUCCCGCGAGUCGACAUGCCAAAGGCCCCAGACCCGAACCUCGAUCCCGCCGCCUAUCUGCGAAGUCUGGGUUCUGUCCGAGAGAGAUCCAAGCUUGUGACGGAGAAGGCGCUGAAGAACUCCCUUGCCCACUUUGAUGUGGACAUGGAUAGAUUUCCAGACGUGGUGUCUUUUGUCUGCGGGAUAAUCAAGAGAGACUAUGACGCCCCCUUUUCCUCAAUUCCUUCGCAUGGACGCUACCAGCAUUUUUCCGUCGGGGGACGGGACCGGAUUCAGAAUUUGAUGUCGACAUUCAGCGAUUCUAUUGACACAACCGAGAAGUGUCGCAGGCUGAUUGACCUCUUCCUCGUUAGUGUACUUCUCGAUGCUGGCGCAGGGACCUCAUGGAGUUUCAAGAGUGCCGAGAACGGCAGGGUGUAUAAGAGAUCUGAGGGUCUCGCAAUUGCAAGUCUAGAGAUGUUCAAAGCCGGUCUUUUCUCAGGCAACUCGAGUAACAAAUUUCAAGUCGACAAGAAUGGUCUCCGUAGUUUGACUGUCGCCCAACUAGCCAAAGGCGUGCAGUCUCGUCCGGGGAGCGAGCUUGCGGGUCUGGAGGGACGGGCCGAAUUAUUGGUCAAAUUGGGCCAUGCCUUGGACCAAAAGAAAGAAUAUUUCGGUGACAACGGGAGACCCGGGAACAUGAUCGAUUACCUGCUAUCACAUCCGACAACCCAGGCCUCCUCAAUGCCCAUCGUUGUUCUUCCCGUCCUUUGGAACCUGCUUAUGACUGGCCUUGCUCCCAUCUGGCCAUCCUCGCGGACAGCCAUCGACGGCGUUUCCCUUGGCGAUGCCUGGCCCUGUUCCUCUAUGCCACAGCCUGCCACAUUGCCUUCUUCCCCAAGUUUUUCACCAUUCCCCAACUCACAGCCACCUACAGCGCCGUGGGAAUCCAUACUCCCUUUUCAUAAACUGACCCAAUGGCUCACUUAUUCACUCAUGCAGCCGAUGCAGUCACUGCUCAAGAUCCACUUUGCCGGGGCAGAGAUGCUGACUGGGCUGCCCGAGUAUCGCAACGGAGGCCUCUUUGUCGAUCUCGGCGUGUUGACCUUGAAGAAAGAUGAUCUCGACCGAGGAUUACAGUACUAUAAAGACUACUGCGUGCGCAAGGAAACAAAAGGUGUCGAAGUGGCUCCAAUGUUUGAGCCCAGUGACGACGUCAUUGUCGAGUGGCGUGGUGUCACGGUUGGGUUCUUGGACAAGCUUCUAGUAGACGUGAACAGAGCGCUCCAUAAGGAACUGAACGGCGGCGAACUCACUCUCCCACAGCUACUGGAGGCUGGGAGCUGGAAGGGUGGUCGAGAAAUCGCCGAAGUAAGCCGGCCGAAUACGAAAGAGCCCCCCAUUCUGUUGGAUUCCGACGGGACUGUGUUUUAG